Danio rerio (zebrafish) is the source of this 1305-nucleotide messenger RNA. The record is from RefSeq and is a predicted model, not a curated record. NCBI's taxonomy places the organism in Eukaryota, Metazoa, Chordata, Actinopteri, Cypriniformes, Danionidae.
ACACUGGAUAAAUAUUAUUCAAGUAAAACUAAAAUCUGUUGUUUCGUAUUAUUCCUUCCUUUAGGUCGAGAAAUCGGUGACUGGUGUAAAGAAUCAUCUUUGCAUCUUGAGGAACAGAUCAAUGUUCAGAUUGAGGAACCAUCACUGAAGGAACCUGUUGAUGGUCAGAGUGAAGAACAACCACCGGUAGAGCCCGACAGUGUUCCCGGUGAAGAACAACCACUGGUAGAGCCCGACAGUGUUCCCGGUGAAGAACAACCACUGGUAGAGCCUGACAGUGUUCCCGGUGAAGAACAACCACUGGUAGAGCCCGACAGUGUUCCCGGUGAAGAACAACCACUGGUAGAGCCCGACAGUGUUCCCAGUGAAGAACAACCACUGGUAGAGCCCGACAGUGUUCCCGGUGAAGAACAACCACUGGUAGAGCCCGACAGUGUUCCCGGUGAAGAACAAUCACUGGUAGAGCCCGACAGUGUUCCCAGUGAAGAACAAUCACUGGUAGAGCCUGACAGUGUUCACGGUGAUGAUCAACCCCUAGUAGAGCCUGUGGAUGGUCACAGUGAGGACACAGAGAGCUUCUCUGCUGAGCCCGGCUGUAGUCAUGAUGACCCUCCAAAUGUGGUCUCUGCUGAGCCCGGCUGUAAAGAUGACGUCGCUCAAGGUGCAACCUGUCAGACAGAGGGCUCUGUUCCACCUCAGCCAGAAGAGCUGAAGGAUCAAGACACACACAUUAUUGAGAUCAACUCACAUCACUAUGAAAUUGGUGCUGAGCUGGGCAAAGGAAGUUAUGGAACCGUCUUCGCAGGAACCCGUUUAGAAGAUGGCCUUCCGGUGGCUGUAAAAAUAGCAGAUUUCAAGAUUGAGCGAUACAUCUUUGUUCCGGGGUUUAACCAUCCACUUCCAGCAGAGAUUGCUCUGCACUUUCUUGCAACUAAAGGUCCCAAGGUCAAAGAACUCGUUCAGCUUCUGGACUGGAAGGUGGAGGAUAACCGCUACUUUAUGGUCCUAGAGCGGCCCAUACCCUCUGUGAGCGUAACGGAAUUUUUAAGAAGCCACAGAGGCAACAUCGAAGAAGACGUGUUACAGAAAAUCAUGUUCCACACAACAAUUGCAGCUGACACAUGCAUCAAACGUGGAGUGCUUCAUCGCGAUAUUAAGCCUGACAACUUGCUGAUGAACCCGCAGACCAAUGAAGUUAAACUGAUUGACUUCGGGUGCGGUGACCUCCUAAUGAAGUACUAUUACACAACUUAUUUGGGGGUGCCAAAGCACAGUCCUAGAGGGCCGGUGGCCUACAGAGUUUAG